AUGCAUCCUCUAUCCAAGCCUAAGUCACCAGAUGAUAUUGACAAACUAAUCUCAGCUGAGAUUCCAGACAAGAUCAAGAGGCCAAAACUUUAUGGGGCAGUUGAAAAGUACAUGGUCCAUGGCCCGUGUGGCAGGUAUAAUAGUAAAAGCCCCUGCAUGUUGAACGGUCGGUGCUCAAAGUAUUAUCCCAAGCCCUUUAGAUCAAGGACAAUGAUUGAUGAUGGUGGGUUCCCCAAGUAUAAGAGGACGGAUAAUGGUCGGAUAGUCACAAAGAAUAAUACGGCCCUCGAUAAUUCAUAUAUUGUACCAUACAAUCCAUCACUACUACUGAAAUACGGUUGCCAUAUAAAUGUUGAGCACACCUGCCAAACGUCCGCAAUAAAGUAUUUGUUUAAGUACGUUCACAAGGGCAAUGAUCGGGUAACUGCUUCUUUCUACCAAACCAAUGUAGACGGUGAGUCUGAACAAGUGGUAGAUGAGAUACGCAACUAUUAUGAUUGUCGGUAUAUCUCAGCCUGUGAGGCAGCUUGGCGCAUUUUUGGGUAUGACAUCCAACAGAAGGAACCUUUGGUCAUCAGGCUUCCUUUUCAUUUGCCAAAUGAACACCCUGUUAUAUUCAGGGAUUACGAAAACAUUGUUGAUGUAAUAGAUAGGGUUGAUGGCAAGCUAACAAAGCUAUUGGCCUGGAUGCUUGCGAAUAGGUUGUUUCCUUAUGGUCGUACUCUUACAUACAGUCAAUUUCCUAACAAAUUUGUCUGGAAAGAUGACAUAUCCAUGUGGAUGCCAAGGAAACAAGGAUUCUCCAUUGGUAGGCUUUCGCAUGUUCCCCGCGGCAACGGCGAGGAUUAUUACCUGCGACUUUUGCUCAACAUACAAAAGGGAUGCCUCAGCUAUGUUCAUUUGCGCACAGUCAACGGGGUUGUGUAUGGUUCCUUCAAGGAAGCAUGCUAUGCAUUGGGGUUAUUGCAAGAUGAUAAGGAAUUCAUUGAUGCUAUAAUAGAAGCAAGCACGUGGGCCUCUGGAAACUACUUGCGUGACCUGUUCGUGGUGCUCUUACUAUCUAACAACGUUGUAAGACCCGAGGUUGUUUGGGAGCAGUGUUACCAUGUAUUGUCCGAGGAUAUCUUAUUCUGUCAUAGAAAAAAUAUGCAGUGUGCAGAUCUUGAACUUUCACCGGAACAAAUUAUGAACAUGACACUUGCGAAAAUUGAGGACAAGCUUCAGGGUAAUGGAAGAUCUCUUAAAGAGUUUGACAAGAUGCCUUACCCAAGUUCGGACGUUAUUGAUGGCUUAGAGGAUCGACUCCUACUAGAUGAGCUGAACUUUGAUGUCGAUGCCCUAACUAAGGAGCUUAACAACAACCUAUCUAAUAUGAACAUAGGUCAGAGAAAAGCAUUUGAUGUCAUCAUACAGGCAGUCAAUGGUAACGCCGGAGGAUUCUUCUUUGUUUAUGGUUGCGGUGGUACCGGUAAGACGUAUCUAUACAGGACUCUAUCAGCUGCAAUUCGAAGCAAAAGGGGCAUUGUACUGAAUGUUGCAUCCAGUGGGAUUGCUUCUUUAUUGCUUCCAAAUGGACGCACAGCUCAUUCAAGGUUUAAGAUACCGUUGGAGUUGACAGAGGACUCAGUAUGUUGCAUUAAGCAAGGUACAUCUUUGGCCAAGUUGAUAUGCAAAGCUAGACUUAUUAUAUGGGAUGAGGCACCAAUGCUCAACAAACUUUGCUACGAAGCACUCGACAAGUGCUUUCGUGACAUCCUGAGCUCAGAACCAUAUUAUAAUGCAGAAUUACCUUUUGGAGGUAAGGUCGUGGUACUAGGAGGUGACUUUAGACAGAUUCUUCCAGUCAUUCCAAUGGGCUCCCGUCAGGAUAUUGUUCAUUCAGCUAUCAAUGCUUCGUAUCUAUGGCAACACUGUACUGUUCUAACCCUGACAGUGAACAUGCGUUUAACUAUUGGACCAACAGAUAAAGCUGUGGAUGAUGUUACUGAGUUCUCAAAAUGGCUGUUGGAUAUUGGGGAUGGCUUGGUUGGGGAUUCUAUGGAUGGGGAGUCAGAGGUGCAUAUUCAUCAUGACAUAUUGAUACAUGAUUCAAUUCGUCCCUUUGAUGAUAUGGUUGAGUUUGUAUACCCUAACCUCUUGGCUAAUAUUACUCAGCCAUCGUACUUUAAACAUCGAUCCAUCCUUGGUCCUACAUUAGAGGUGGUCAAUGAGGUGAAUACGCUCAUAAUGGAUCGUUUGGAAGGGGAUAAAAAAUUUUAUUUAAGCUGUGAUAGUUUGUGUGUUGAGGAAGGAAACAUGGAGUCAGACUUGGACACAAUUACACCGGAUGUUCUUAAUGCUAUUAGCUGCUCUGGUUUGCCCCCACAUCAACUAACUCUAAAAGUAGGUGUGCCAGUCAUGCUAUUGCGCAAUAUUGACCAGUCCAACGGUCUAUGUAACGGGACAAGAUUACAAGUACGGAAACUAGGAAAUCAUGUCGUUGAGUGCAUGACGUUAACAGGAAACAAGGUUGGUCAGGUAGUCAUAAUACCGCGAAUGGAUAUGAUUCCUACCAACCAAGGUCUGCCGUUUAGGUUUCAGAGGAGACAAUUCCCAAUUAUUGUGUCCUUCGCAAUGACGAUUAAUAAGUCACAGGGACAAACUUUGACCACGGUUGGGUUGUACUUGCCAAGGCCAGUUUUUUCGCACGGCCAGCUGUAUGCUGCACUAUCAAGAGUAAAGUCAAAGAAUGGACUCAGAGUGUUAAUUCAGAAUAACAAAUGCAACGUGACCACUUCGACAAUCAAUGUGGUCUACAGGGAAAUAUUCGAGAAUAUCCACUAG
Messenger RNA from Arachis duranensis, 2823 nucleotides. RefSeq lists its product as uncharacterized. The record is from RefSeq and is a predicted model, not a curated record. The coding region runs from base 1 to 2823 and encodes 940 amino acids. Gene Ontology annotation, biological process: DNA repair; telomere maintenance. The transcript is spliced from 2 exons. Lineage: Eukaryota; Viridiplantae; Streptophyta; Magnoliopsida; Fabales; Fabaceae. Gene Ontology annotation, molecular function: DNA helicase activity.